CCGCGCUGACGUGCUUGACAGAGAAAGGCAGAGCGAGUGAAGCUCGCACUUCACACCGAGCCGAGUAGCCUGCAGCCCGCAGCCGUGCUCUUCGCGUCUCCUGGGCGGCUUCGUUUGGGAUCCUAGAACCUGCUUCUAAACCCCAUGCAAGGUAACUUCUUCAAAUGAUGACUAAUCUGCUACGUUCAAUACGGUUCAGAUGGCGAUUAUAGAAGAUUCCAAGUAACCAGCCUAAGCACUGUUAAUUUUUCCAAGCAACUUAUCGACUUGUCGUCUUUUCUAGUGGAGUAACAGUAUUGUUUAGUAUACCCAACAUCACACUAACAAGCAUUGAAGCGUGGUAGAAUUUCACAUUGAAAAAUAACUGAAGACCACUCAGGUCCUUAAUAAAUGGUCUAGUAGGUCUGGUGACUCUUUUUAUUGAAGCUGACUUUGAAUAUUGUCUACUCUGUUAGUCAUCAUCUAGGACAUCAGAACAUAUACGUCAGGAGGUCCACAGACAGCCUUUCCACAUGUCAGAAGUGUUCCUUUAUAUUAAAAGAAACCUGAGUGUUGAUUGUUAUCUUUAACCACUCCAAGAAGCAAAUCCCACCCAAAGCUACUGCAGUGAAAGAGACCAAUCAGGCAUUAACCAAGUCAUUAAAUGUCAGCAGCCCUCAUGGAAGGACAGUUUUUCGCAGUGAUGUUUGCCUUUUUCUUGGCAAUAAGAGGAACAUUAUCUCAAAAUGAUACAGACCCCAUUGUACUGGAGGGUAAAUGUCUGGUGGUCUGUGAUUCAACUCCCGCCACUGAGCCAGCUGGAACUGCCCUUGGAAUGUCUGUACGAUCCGGGACUGGCAAAGUGGCCUUUUCGGCUAUUCGAAACACCAACCAUGAGCCUUCAGAAAUGAGCAACCGGACCAUGACUAUCUACUUUGACCAGAUCCUGGUUAAUGUUGGAAACCAUUUUGACCCUGCCAGGAGCAUGUUCAUCGCCCCCCGCAAAGGAAUCUACAGUUUCAAUUUCCAUGUGGUCAAGGUGUACAACAGACAGACCAUUCAGGUGAGCCUGGUGCUUAAUGGUUGGCCCGUGAUCUCAGCCUUUGCCGGGGAUCAGGAUGUGACAAGAGAGGCUGCAACAAACGCAGGGCUGAUCAUGAUGGAGAAGGGAGACAAGGCUUAUCUCAAGCUAGAAAGAGGCAACCUCAUGGGAGGAUGGAAGUUUUCCACAUUCUCGGGUUUCCUUGUCUUCCCUCUUUAAAGAAUCCAGAAGAGUACACCUCCAGUCUGAAAGCUGACCACAGUGCCAUGUUGCAACCCUUAUAAAAAAAAUAAAGAAAGAACAGAUGUCCAUUAUAAGACAGCUACUCUCUCUGCAAAGGAGAGCAAAUCUUAUUUAUUUUAAAGGCAGUAUUGUAUGUGUUAUGAGCUUCAUGUCAAAGUAUGGAAGGCUGUCGUCGCUUACCCCAAAAUAUGGCAGUCAAGUUAAAGAAAGUUUUAACUUGAGGGCUGAAUGUUCCAGUAUUUAACAUGCCCACUAGCAGACCAUUCUUCAGUGGAGUCUUCUUGCUUUUUUUCUUUUUUCUCUAAAUGAAGCUCAUAUCCAUAAGUUUUGCUUGUAACUCACCAGUCCUGAAUUAUCAACCCAGGUGUAUGGACAGUUGACUCCUUUUAUUAGGCAAAAAAAUAUCUUUAUGAUCAUUUAUCUUAAAUUAUUUCCCUGCAUUCUUUUUAUUGUGCCUUAAUGUACCCAUGCAUUUCACACAACAUUGGAAGAAGUAAAGGGAGAGAAGACUGAGCACAAAUAUGGAAAAAUUUCAAAGUAAAAAGUAAAUUAAUCAAUUUUUCAUCAACAGAGUAAGUUAGAUCUAUCUAUCUAUCUAUCUAUCUAUCUAUCUAUCUAUCUAUCUAUCUAUCUAUCUAUCUAUCUAUCUAUCAAAUACAAAUAAAUGAAUAAAUUACACAUAAAUGGUUAUUUAUUGUUACUGAGAAAGCCAAUAUGCUAGAUAGACAUGGAACAUGAGAUCUGAAUUGAGCGGCCUAGUGUCACUCAUGAUGUGUCUCUGCUCUCCCGCUCAAACUUAAGACUGCAAUCCUUUGCUUCCCUUGUGUAUCUUUUGCCCUCAUUGUCAGUCAGGUUAUCAACAAAUGGUCACCCACCCAUCUGUCAGGUUUAAAAUGAACACAUCACAGACAUCUCGCUGGUAUCCUUCACAUAUACCACUUAUUCAAAUGUGUGGGUACUGCUGGCACCAAAGGCCCUGUAAUGUCCAUGAAUUGACAUGUUUCUGUUGACACAUUUGUGUCUUGUUGAAUCAAGUAUUGGAUUCUUUUCAUACAGGCUGGUGCAUCUGGUGAACAUUUGAAUUGUUUUAUGUAUAUUUAGUGCUUAACUGUAAGUAAAAUGUAAUCUUCUAAAUCACAAGCUUCUCAUAUUUCAUGUGAUUUAUAGAUGUGUCUUUCAUUGCUCCAUUGUUGACUAUAUGCACAAUGCAUGAUUUGUUAAUCUUCUGAAGGGGUGCCUGCCACACGGGUAUAUGAUGGGACAUCUGCUCAGGACCGAAAGCAGAAAGGUGAGCUCUUUCUAACACUAAUAACAAGCCUACUACUUAAAGUGUACAUUGUAGGGGCAUAGCCAGGAAUUCAUUUCAGGGGAGAAUGAGAAAGUACAGGAAUCAUAAUAAUUCUUUCUUUGAUCAAUCAGCUGAAAUUGUCAUAAAAUGCAUUUUCAACCCUUGCCACCUCCCAACCUAUACUACAUUGACAUGAAUGCCAGUGGUAAAAUCAAAAAAGGAAAAUGUUAAUUGCUUUAUUUCAAAUGAAUUGAGAAAAGAACAGUAAUGUUUUGUCAUUCUGUUAAAUGCUGUUUCCAUGUUUACUCCAACUUUGUAUAAAAUCUGAAUUACUGUAUCUUUUAGGUUACAUCUGUUCAAAUCUAUGGAUUGCUUUCUAAGGCAUCCACUCUGUUGCAAGUUUCCAGCGAUACUCAUCAAUGUACAUUUAUCAGCAGAAUCUUAUGUAACAUUCAUUUAAAUUUGAACAUAAAAUUUCUUUCAUUGAAAGGCACAGGAAAUUUGUCCAGUUAUUAGGUUUUAAUUUCUAAAAAAUGAUUAGCAUCUUUGCUUCUCAUAAAAGCAAAAAAGUUUUUCAUGAAUUCUGUGCAAUAAUGAAUAAUCUGUACAACAAAUGUAUACAUUGAUGGUAAACUUUCCCGUGUCUAAAUAUGAAAUUUAUACACCUUUAAAGCCAUAUAAUGUUUAUUUUAGUUCUGCCACCAGGAUUGGGUAAUCAAAGUGAAAUAAAAUAAAUAAAGUAAAUAGAA
Molecule: messenger RNA, 3301 nt
Organism: Erpetoichthys calabaricus (reedfish)
Lineage: Eukaryota; Metazoa; Chordata; Cladistia; Polypteriformes; Polypteridae
Product: cerebellin-1
Exons: 4
Coding region: 644-1240 (198 amino acids)
Cellular component (GO): synaptic cleft; glutamatergic synapse
Molecular function (GO): protein binding
Source: RefSeq, a predicted model, not a curated record